Molecule: messenger RNA, 5238 nt
Organism: Danio rerio (zebrafish)
Lineage: Eukaryota; Metazoa; Chordata; Actinopteri; Cypriniformes; Danionidae
Source: RefSeq, a predicted model, not a curated record
CAGCCACAUAACGUUUAGGGCAAAGAUGCAGACAAACGUAUAGUUCAAGCUCGGGAAGAAGGAAGGCGAAAAUUGCUUGAAACGGAGAAGAAUCCGUCAUCAGCGUGUCCUUUUGGACAACAUUAUUCAUUGGUGUGAAGAUGCGGCUUCCAUGUGUCACUGUUUUUCUCCUCGCAGUCUUCUUGAGCAUAGACGAGAGUACAGCUAAGGGUGGAUGCUCGGGGUCUUCAUGUGGUGGUUGUGACUGCAGCGGUGUUAAAGGGGCAAAGGGUGAGGUUGGGCUCCCUGGUUUGAUGGGCCUUGUUGGGUUUCCUGGAAUGCAAGGUCAUGAGGGCCCUCCAGGGUCAAUGGGGCCAAAGGGUGACAGAGGGGAGAUAGGAGCACCAGGAAUUAAAGGAAGCAGAGGCCUACCUGGUCAAGCUGGUUUCCCAGGACGUCCAGGUAUUCCAGGUCUUCCUGGUCUAGAAGGAGCACCUGGACCUCAAGGAAUCCCAGGCUGCAAUGGAACAAAGGGGGAGCGAGGAUUUGAUGGGAUCCCAGGUAUUACGGGAUUGCUGGGACCACCGGGUAUACCAGGUAUUAAGGGAGGAAAGGGUGAUCCAGGUGGUGUUAUUGGAUUACCCAUCCCUCUAAAAGGAGACAGAGGCUUGCCAGGACAACACGGUUUCCCAGGUCAAAAAGGUAAUGCUGGACAACAAGGGCCUGUUGGUCCACCUGGACCUUAUGGACCUCCGGGAAGACCAGGUGAUCCUGGACAAAAAGGAGAGCCGGGUGACAAGCUGACCUUUAUUGGUGAGAAAGGGGAAAAGGGACAAAGAGGUUUAACCGGCCCCCCAGGUCCUCCAGGAAGGUCAGAGGAAUACGAAGGCCCUGCCACAACACUUUAUCUUCCUGGACCACCGGGUGAGACAGGCUCUACUGGAGACAAAGGAGACAAAGGUUCCUGUGCACCACAUCAGCAUGGAAUAAAAGGUGAACCAGGACCACCAGGGCCAAUAGGGAAACCAGGGAAAGAUGGACAGAGUGGAGAAAAGGGGGAAAUCGGCUUCCCUGGUAAUCCGGGACUUGAUGGCUUCAAGGGUGACAAAGGAGAAAGAGGGCCACCAGGAUAUGGUGCUGGUUCUCCUGGCCCUCCUGGUCCUCCAGGCCUCCCUGGAGCAGAAGGAGAAACAGGUUUUCAAGGAGAGCCAGGAGCUCCUGGUCCCCCAGGCAGAUAUAUCGAGGGUCCUCCUGGACCACCUGGCUUCCCUGGAGAGAUUGGCAAGAAAGGAGAAAAAGGAGCCGAUGGACGGUCUUUUCCAGGUCCCAAAGGAACUGAUGGGCAACCUGGCCCACCCGGACCGCCAGGACCUAUUAAUGAAGAAUGUGAUGUUACAAAAGGAGCUCCAGGCCCUCCGGGACCUCCAGGGUUGCAAGGAGAGGUGGGACAGAAAGGUGAUCAAGGUGAAACAUGCACAGAGUGCAAUGCUUUUGGUCCCCCUGGUUUGCCUGGUCCUCAAGGGCCAAAGGGUCUGCAAGGUUUUCCUGGACCAGCAGGUAUUAAAGGCGAGAAGGGUUUGCCAGGGCCCAGUGGGCCAGCUGGAAAUGCUGGUUUUAAUGGUGCUCCAGGUUUGAUGGGUAAACCUGGUGCUCAAGGUGAACCUGGUGAUAUAUUUGUGGCUCCUGGGCUGAAGGGAGAUAAGGGCUUACCUGGUACUACUGGAGACAGAGGAUUCCCGGGUGUUGAUGGGCUCCCAGGAAAAGAUGGACGACCAGGAUAUCCUGGAACCAAGGGAGAGCCUGCUAAAUUCGGAAUUAAGGGUGAUCGUGGCCCAGAUGGAGAUUUUGGAGUUCCUGGCCCUCCAGGCGAAAGAGGUCCCCCAGGUGAACCAGGUAUAGGUCGGCCAGGUCAACCUGGAGAUAAGGGCUCUGCAGGAUUCCCUGGUGCACCAGGAAGGCCAGGACUACAAGGAGCUAAAGGUGAAGCUGGUAAAGUCAUAAGUUUACCUGGGCCUCAGGGUGCCCCAGGGCCUCGUGGAGAGAGUGGUAGACCUGGUCUUCAAGGUGAUAGAGGAUUUCCAGGUGAACGUGGGGUUCCAGGAUUCCCUGGAGAUAAAGGUGACCCUGGACUGCCAGGAAUUGGACUUCCAGGACCCCCGGGGCCAAAAGGGUACUCUGGUAUUCCAGGACCAAGUGGAAUCCCAGGAGAGUCUGGCGAACCAGGUCAGGAUGGCUUACCUGGUCGCGCAGGAACACCUGGUCAAAAAGGUGAACCUGGCAGGGGUCUUCCUGGUCCUAAGGGUACUACAGGUCUACCAGGAGUGCCAGGAUUUCCAGGGGAAAAGGGUAAUACUGGAAUGCCAGGGGUUCCUGGAACAGAAGGACGUACUGGGCCACCUGGACCUCAAGGACUUAAAGGUAACCCUGGACCACCUGGAGUCCAUGGUGCACUAGGGCCACCAGGUCCUCCAGGACUGGGAGAACCUGGAGCUCCUGGACCAAUGGGGCCACCUGGAGGCCCUGGACCUAUUGGCCAGUCUGGAAUAAAGGGUGACAAGGGUUAUCAAGGACUACCUGGUUUGGACAUGCCUGGCCCUCCAGGAGACAGAGGUAGCCCUGGUGUCCCAGGUCUACCAGGAUCAAAGGGUUUGCCUGGGCAACCAGGAGUUCCUGGAAAAGAUGGCUUUCCUGGCGAACGUGGUCCAAAAGGAGAAAUUGGAAUCAUGGGAAUGGCAGGACCACCAGGAUUUCAAGGUUUAGUUGGAAAUCCUGGAGAUCCUGGGCAAAAGGGUGACCCAGGUAUGCCUGGCAUCAGAGGAGACUUUGGUGAUUUAGGCACCAAGGGUGAGAGAGGAGAGCCGGGUCUACAGGGGCCACCUGGAAAUAUGAGUGAUGUGGACAUGGAACACAUGAAAGGGGAUAAAGGAGACAUAGGAGACAGAGGUGAUCCUGGUCCUACUGGAGAAAAGGGGUUUCCUGGAACAUCUGGUGACCCUGGUAUGCCAGGAAAAGAUGGAAUGCCAGGGUCACCUGGACAGCCAGGUGAUAAAGGAGACCCUGGAAUCAUUGGAAAACCAGGAAGCAUUGGAGAACCUGGAGACACAGGCGCUAGAGGAGACAUGGGAUACCCAGGUUCAAUGGGUCCAAAGGGUGCUAAAGGUGUUGGUGGUUCACCGGGUCACCCUGGUUUUAAGGGGACUGAUGGCUCCAAAGGAGAUAAAGGAGAUCCUGGUGAACCAGGAAUAGGAAUCCCUGGUCCCCCUGGCACAAAGGGAAAUAUAGGCUCCCCUGGAUUCCCUGGUGAGCCUGGAGAGAAGGGACAGAAGGGUACAAUGGGUAUGACAGGAACUCCUGGAACUCAAGGACAUAAAGGAGACCAAGGAUCGAUUGGUUACCCAGGCAGUCCAGGGAAGCCUGGUGAGAAAGGUGUUGGUGGGUUGCCAGGGUCCCCAGGAGAACCUGGGACUCCAGGACGUCCAGGUGAGCCUGGUCUACAGGGUCCUCCAGGUCCCCAUGGGGAAAAAGGUCAAUCAGGGCAAGAUGGCAUUCCUGGAUUCACUGGAGAGAGAGGGGAGCCUGGUGUACCAGGGAGAGGUUUGCCCGGAUCUCGUGGAGAACCUGGCGGCAAAGGUGACAAAGGCAACCCUGGUCUUCCUGGCAUUCCCGGGAGUCCAGGUAUACCUGGAACCAAAGGUGAUAAAGGUCUGUCAGGAUUGCCAGGGGAUCAAGGUCGACCUGGGGAGAGAGGACUUCCAGGACAAGCCAUGGAGGGGCCUAAAGGGGACAGAGGAGACCAGGGACAGCCAGGAGAAAGAGGUGCAACUGGUGAACAAGGUCCACCUGGAAUUCCAGGAAGUGCUGGAUCAAAAGGAGAAAAGGGAGAUGUGGGCUUCCAAGGCGCACCAGGCUCUCGGGGUUAUAAAGGAGACAAAGGCUUCAUUGGCGUUUCUGGUGAGCCUGGGUUGCCUGGUUAUAAUGGACCAAAGGGUGAGAUGGGACCCCAGGGUGUUCCUGGUUUCCCUGGUACAAAGGGUGAACAAGGAGUGAUUGGUUCUAAGGGUGAAGGAGGUGACAGAGGAUUCCCAGGUCUUAAAGGUAGUGAAGGUCCCCCUGGACCCCCUGGACCACACACAUAUGUAAAGGGAGAUCCAGGUCCUCCAGGACCACAGGGUCCCCAAGGUCUAGUUGGAAUUCAAGGCUUCCCUGGGGCAAAAGGACAACAGGGUGUGAUGGGACUCCAGGGUUUAAAAGGAAGCGAUGGGACACCUGGCUAUAAUGGACAUCCUGGGGCCAAAGGAGAGCCUGGACAAACUGGACCCCCCGGGCCUAGAGGGUACCCCGGACCCCCAGGGCCUGAUGGUAUUCCAGGUCAUAUCGGCCCUCCAGGCCCUUCCUCAAUGGACCACGGCUUCCUUGUAACUCGCCACAGUCAGACUAUUGAUGUACCACAUUGUCCACAGGGAACGACGCCAAUCUAUGAUGGAUAUUCCCUGCUUUAUGUCCAGGGCAAUGAAAGGUCACAUGGGCAAGAUCUAGGUACAGCUGGUAGUUGCCUAAGGAAGUUCAGCCCAAUGCCGUUCCUCUUCUGUAACAUCAACAAUGUUUGCAACUUUGCAUCUCGUAAUGACUAUUCCUACUGGCUGACCACUCCAGAGCCCAUGCCUAUGAGCAUGGCCCCCGUCACCGGCGAGAGCAUCAAACCCUUCAUCAGCAGAUGUGCUGUGUGUGAGGCUCCUGCUAUGGUUAUAGCUGUGCACAGUCAGACCAUACAAAUUCCAAACUGUCCCGAUGGCUGGGCUUCACUCUGGAUUGGAUACUCUUUCGUUAUGCAUACGAGCGCUGGUGCUGAGGGCUCCGGUCAGGCUUUGGCUUCUCCUGGCUCUUGUCUUGAAGAGUUCCGCUCGGCUCCCUUCAUCGAGUGUCAUGGUCGCGGCACCUGCAACUACUACGCCAAUUCUUACAGCUUCUGGUUAGCCACCAUAGAAGACACAGAUAUGUUUACGAAACCAGUCCCUGCAACAUUAAAGGCCGGAAGUCUAAGAACUCACAUCAGCAGGUGUCAAGUGUGCAUGAAGAGGGUAUAAUCCUGCCUCAGCGCUCUUUCUCAUCCAGUUUUAUGAACAAAACAACUAAUGUACUGUUUGGUGCUACUUCUAUGAAAAGCCAUAGAAAAACUUCAAGAACACAUUUGCGUCUCUACAUUUAUAAGCAAUGGAACCUCAAAGAUUUCCCGGCACAUUUGCUUCAUUCAAAAAAAAA